Colossoma macropomum (tambaqui) is the source of this 7122-nucleotide messenger RNA. Its product is annotated as polycystic kidney disease 1 like 1. Lineage: Eukaryota; Metazoa; Chordata; Actinopteri; Characiformes; Serrasalmidae. Gene Ontology annotation, cellular component: membrane. The transcript is spliced from 45 exons. The coding region runs from base 1 to 7122 and encodes 2373 amino acids. The record is from RefSeq and is a predicted model, not a curated record. Gene Ontology annotation, molecular function: protein binding; calcium channel activity. Gene Ontology annotation, biological process: detection of mechanical stimulus.
AUGUGUGAGGUGUUUGAGGGUCCCGCUGUGGUCAGUAUGGAGCUGUCAUGGUCAGUGCAGCACCUGCUGUGUGUUUUUACUGUCUACCUCCUUCCUCUGCAGCCUUCGAAGGGAAACUCAGAGUCUGUGUUCCAGUGUUUGAGCUGCUACAACCAGAGUUCUGCACACAGUCUGCACAGUCCUGACCAACUGACUGGACCUACCUCAUGCAUCAGGCUCUGUCUGCAGCAGCGAUGCUUCGGUUCUAGAUCCGUUCCCCAUGGAGAUGUUUUGAGUGUUGGGCCGUAUGUUCAUAAUGUUGCUGUGGAUGAUUUGAUUGGCAGCUUGCACACUGGAAAGCCCCACCCCCAACUCUCAGCAUGUGUGGCUGCAUCGUCUUUACAAGACACAGUUUGCUUCUCAGCUGUUCAGAUCUACACUGAGAAGCGAGCGUACACCACAGGAACUGAUGUAACCUUCCUGGCUGUGACGAAAGAAGCUGAUCCGCUGGAGUUUCACUGGCAGUUUGGGGACUCAGUUACAUUUACAACUAAAUCCAGAACCUUCAUUAAGAGAUUCUUCCUUCCUGAAAGGUACAAUGUCACUGUCCGUGUGUCCAAUGCUUUUCACUCUGUUAGCUCAGAGAUUUAUCCUGUGGUGAUUCAAACUGCAGUCCAGCCCAACAGACUGCUUUUCAUGCCCUCAGUGCUGCUGGACACUUCAGUGACAUUCACCUGCAGAAUCGAUGCUGGCACAAACGUCUCUUAUCUGUGGGAUUUUGGAGAUGGAACCCAGAGACCGGGACACAGCGCUGAGCAGCAUUUGUUUAACAGAACCGGCGAGUUCACAGUUGAAGUGACUGUAUUCAACCUGGUAAGUUCUGCCUCUUUGAAAGGACAUCUGUUCAUAGUUUCUGAGCCAUGCCAACCUCCACCUGUGAAGAACAUGGGCCCCAGCAAGAUACAGGUGUGGCGUUACCAGCCUGUGUCCAUCGGUGUGACCUUUGAAUCUCAGAUUGAGUGCAACAUCUCCAGCGGUCUGCUCUACACCUGGUUCCUCUAUAAACCGACUGGACAGCAACUGCACAUCCCACUCGUUCAGACAAACAGACAGAGUCUUGAACUGCCUGAGUAUCUGCUUCAUUAUGGCACUUACAAAGCAGUAGCAAAGGUUCAUGUUGUAGGCAGCAUAGUUUACAGCAAUUACUCAGUUCAGAUUGAGGUGAUGUCCAGCCUUCCUGUCAUUGUCAUCAGUGGAGGCACUAAUGUGUUCAUCAAUCGCAACAACAACGUCAUCACUCUGGAUGGACAAAAGUCAUAUGACCCAGAUUACCCAGGUUAUGCUAUGAGUUACAGGUGGAAGUGCAGGCCGGUAAACUCAGCCGAAAGCUCCUGUUUCAGAGAGAACCUUCCAGAUUCAUCUGCAGUGCUGACGUUUCCUGCUCACGCUCUCCAGCCUGACUGUGACCUGUUCAAAUUCACUCUGACUGUACAAAGUGCUAAUCGCUCUUCAUCAUCCCACAUCUUCAUCACUGUCAGGUCAAAACCAACCAGCUUUGUUCACAUAUCAUGCAAAGAGUGCAGAGGAAACUCUAUAAACUGGAAUGAGCCAUUUUCUGUCACUGCUGUGUCUGAAAACUGUCCAGAAACUGUCACCUAUUCCUGGAAACUAUACUCAGUAAACACCUCAAGUAAAACUGUCCCAGAAGGUCCUUUCUGCAGCAGUGUGGACAUAAGCUUACCCUCUAAAAUGGAGGAGGACAAGGUUUUAUUUCCACAAUCUGAAGUGACCUCUCAGACCUCAGCUGUUAGCCACCCUGAAAAGAUCUCCAGUCAUUAUCUUCCUAACUCUACUGGUUCAGUUCUGUUGGCUCAGAUAUGGAACAAAAUGUCCAGCAACUCUGACGAUUUACCUGAUACAAUUAACAUUUAUCACACUACCGUUACUAGAGCAUCAGAAGUGACCUCCACAAGUCCAUUACCUUUGCUUUUACCAAACUCUCAGCCUUUAGCUGGAGUGAAAGAGUCUCACAGGAGCAAGAGCAGAUUGGAGAGGUCAGUGGAGCACCAAGAGGGACCAUUAACUCCUUUUGAUCUUCUGUCUGGUCUUGAAAGUGCUUCAGCGGCAGAGUCCUCAGGAGCUUCAAGUGAAGAUGAUUACCUCUAUGCUGUGGACACUGAAGAUGAAAACACCAACAAGAACAAUGUCACCUUCAAACAUUCCAGUAUUCAUGGUGAUCUAGACUAUGAGUAUUUCCAUUCUGGAAUAGAGGAGGCUGAUGCAGGGGGGCCUGUCGGGCGACCCACAGGCCCCAUCGGUUUAGAUGAUAUGAUCCUUCACUCUGACGAGCGUGAGGGGGACAACCUGGUGGACCCCAGCAGUGUUGGCCGUUUGGUGGUGUCUGAGAAAACUCUGCUGGAUCUGGACAGAGAGCUUGUCCAGCCGGCCCUGUUUCAGUCUUACAUAUUCACAGGGACGUCCUCCCCCAGUAUUACAUUUAAGCCCACUUCACUGAAACCCGAAAGUCUAUACAUGCUGGAGGUCUCUGCAAGUUUUGAUCAGGCUCUGCAGGGAAAAGCCCAGCUGUUCUUCAACACUCACUCCAUUCCUGAGGGAACAGCCUGCCACGUCCAGCCCAGCACAGGCCUGGAGAUACACACACACUUCAGCAUCUUCUGCACUUCAGGAAGACAGGAUCUGAUGUAUGAAUAUAGCUUUAGUGUAGGUAACUCUACAAAAAAGCUUCUCUACGAGGGCCGAGAUUUCCAACACUACUUUAAUCUUCCAGCUGGAGACCCGUACAACAAUUAUGAAGUUACCAUCUACAUUGAAAUUCGGAAUAGAUUUGGAUCAGCUACAAAGCCGUGCCCUGUUACUGUCACGGUCCAGCCGAGCUUCCAGAGAACUCCAUCCUCAAAUCCAGACCAGGAGCUGUUUGUUUAUGGUCUAGGUAAUCUCACUAGCUUGAUGCUGAUGAGGAACAGCAGAGACAUCAUUAACCACAUUUAUCUCCUCACUGUGGUGUUGAACCGGCUGAGUUUGGACACAAAAUCAUCUAUGAAACUGCAGACAGAUACACGAGCUGAUCUAAUUUCAGCAGUGUGUCAGCUGACCGUCUCCAGCAAGGUGACAUUUGACAGUGCCAUACUGGUAACAAAAUACGUGCAUCAUGUAUCAUCUCUGCGAGAGACCAACUUGCCUGCGAAUCACAUUUUGGAUGUGAAUGUGGUGAAAGCAGUGGUGUUUGUCCUCUCUAAUAUCCUGGACGCCCCAAUCCCUUCUUCCAGACCAGGGAUCCAACUGACACAACAUGUUCUCCACAUCAUCACUAACUCAGUGCUGAUGUUUAUGCAUUCCAGCAAAGACCCACAGUUCAGCGUGAACACCACAACCAUGAAUCUGAUUGCUUGGCAGCAUUAUGGUUCACCUCCAACAGUGAAAACUCUUCAUACGACCACAUUUUACAUUCCUGAUCUACUGGAUAUGCACAAUAAACAAGGGAGGAAUGCUGAUGAACAAAGCUCAUGCUUCAUCACUCAGCUCGUAUCAUACAGGCAGAACCCAUAUCACUGGACCAGGACUCCUGCGCAGCUGAAUGGAGACGUGGCUGAGGUGAAGCUCUUUAACUGCACCGGCAGAAAAGAGAUAAGAUGGAGAUACCUGUCCACUCCAGUCGUUGUGGAGUUCCAGAAGCAUGACGAGAUAAAUAAGAGCAGAAACAUGAAGUUCACUCUCGCUCGCUCUGAGGUGAACAUACACCUGUUCAGCAUCACACCUGAGCUCCUGCAGAAGACCAUUGAGCUCAGAGUGGAGUUCAGCAGGCCAACACGGCGCGCAUUUCCCGUCAUGCUGCUCUUGAGGAUGCAUAAGAAACCAACACUAACUUUGUACAACAUACAGAAAGUGUAUCAUUGGAAAGAAACAAUGGCACAGAUCUUCCUGCCCCCUUUAUCUCUGAAAGAUGCAGGGACCGCAUAUCUGAUGCUUCUCAAUGCUGACUACAAUAAAAGUCCCAUCAAUAAGUACACAGCAAAUGCAGUGAACUAUACACUGAGCAUUGAGUCCAUUCAGUGUUUGGCCUGGGAUGGACUGAGAGAGUGGAGACCUGACAGCUGUUCUGUACUAAAGGGCUUCUCUACAACCAGAAUCAACUGCAGUUGCAGCCGCCUGACAUCAUUCACUGUUACACAUCAGACCAUCUACAGCAAUUACAGUGUUACAAACAUCACUGAGUACACCAGCGCUCGUUCCAGCCUUACAUUGUAUAUUCUAAUAGCAGUGUCAGCAGCUAUGUAUGCUGUGCUGUUGGUCUUUUGUAAACACGCUGAUGUUCGUACGGAGAAGAGCUCAGGAUCAUUCCUCUUGCCAGAUAAUGAUCCUUCAGACCAGUUCCUCUACGCUGUUACCAUCCACACAGGCCUCAGAUCUAGAGCCAGUAUGACAGCAAAGGUUUAUAUCAUUUUGUAUGGUGAAAAUGGAGCCUCACAAACCAGGGAGCUCAGCAGUUCUGACCACAAACUCUUUACCUCCAAUUCUACAAACACAUUUAUCCUGAGCACACCAUGCAGCCUGGGACAGGUAUGGCAGGUGCAUCUGUGGCACGACGCUUCAGGCUCAUCUCCCAGCUGGUUUCUGAGCCGUGUGCUGGUGAAGGAUCUGCUGCAGGGCUGUAGCUGGAUCUUCCAGGCUCAGUGCUGGCUGGCUGUGGAUGAAGGAGACGGUCGGGUGGAGAGGAGACUGCAGGCUUUAGAACAAAAGCUCACGUUCAGAGAGGUGGCUAUGCUUUAUCUGAAGCUGAAGGAGUGUUUAGAGGAUUUCCAUCCAUGGUUGUCUGUCUACAGCCGUCCAUCCUACAGCACUCAUACACACACUCAGCGCUUUAGUGUGUGUUUUCUGCUCCUGCAAGCCUACAUGUGUGCAAACACAGUGCUCAUAUAUCUGCAGGAAGAGCAGUACUCCUCAGAGUUGGGCCUGAUUGGUGUGUCACCAGUCUCCGUGGUAACAGGGCUGUGUGCUUUAACUGUGGUGCCAGUAGGGAUUCUGGCAUCCUACCUGUUUCGCAUCAGCAAGACAAACAAAAGCAGAAAUAAGUCUGGGGAGCAGUAUAAGGUCAGACUGCCCCAUGUCUACACUGUGGAAGUCUCAGCCACUGACUUCUGUAGCUCCUUCAAAGUGAUUGUUGGCCUCUCUGUGGCUUCCCUCUCAUGUCCCCUUUUUGCUCUGAUGCUGACUUUUGACAGACAACCUUAUCUAAGCGGAGCCUGGGUGGGGAUCCAGGACUGGAAAUAUAACCAUGAUUCUACUUGGGUAACCUGCAACAAACUGGCCAGUGACUCAAAACUUCAGAGAACAACGGACUCCAGCUCUUGCAUUGAAAUCAUUGAAGAAAACAUCCCUGAGAUAAAAGAUUCCUCAAAGAAUCAUCCGUCUUGUGGAAGCAGGACCAACACUCUGCAGGUGUGGUGCUACUAUGCAACAUGGGCUGUUUGGCUGUGUUUGUGUCUCACUUUCAUGAUCAUCACUGCAAUUCUGGGAUUAAAGUUCAACUCUACAAAGAGUCUUCUCUGGAUUCAGUCUGUUUUCUUCUCUCUGCUCUUCUGUGCUUUUGCAAUACAUCCAGCAAUGAUUCUUAUCGUUGCGAUCUGCGCGACUCUGCGGUGUAAAGAGCUAAGUUAUUUUUACCAAAGCUCUGCUUUCGAUGAGCCUGUAACUGAGCUGCUGAAACAGAAUAAGCAGAGCAGAGUAUGUUUCCACAAGCAUUUCACAUCCUGCUCCCACCAUCAGCCUGAGGAGAUCAGUAUGUAUUAUGAGAAGGUGCUGGCGUCUCGUCAGAGAGAGAGAUACCUGCGGCUCGCUCGCCCACCAACUUCAACACAGCUAAAAUGUGUGAGACGCCAAAUUAGAAAGAGGACACUCAUUAAGAAAACUAUAAGGUCUGAAGUGUCCCGCACACUUCAGAAGCUAAGCGCUACAAGCUGGACGGACCGUAACACCAAAGCCAUGAUAGUCCAGUUCACCCUAUACAGCCCUGCCUACAAUCUCUUUACUACGGUCACUAUGCUGGAAGAACAACCGCCCAUAGGAGGCUUUCAGCCUACAGUCUUCGUCCACUCCACACAGCUCUAUAACUCAGCCACUGCCCUUGAUUACUGGCUUAUGGCUGCAGAGCUUCUCUUCCUGCUCCUCACUCUGCUUCAGUUAUACAUUCAAAUAUGUGUUAUGGCUCAGAAAGCAUUGCUUUACUGGACAAACCUGUGGAACUGGCUCGAGGUGGUGUCACUUCUGAUCAGUUUUCUGAGCUUCAUCUGUGCCGUGCAGCACUUCACACUCAGAACAGACACAAUCGAACACCUGCAGAGGGAAGAUUUUAAGAAAUUUGUUGACAUGAGUCCUGUAUCCUCUUGGGAACAGUUUUCUCGCUCACUUCACGGUAUUCUUGUGUUCCUUCUUCUGAUGAAGUGUUGCUUCAUGCUGCGCAUAAAUGAAGUGAUGACUGCUGCAGUAUCUUCAAUGGCACUGAUCUUCUCCAACCUGCUUUGGCCACUGAUAGCUGGUGUGAUCCUGAUCAUUGCCUUCUCCUGUUUGGGAAACCUGCUUUUCCAUUCAAACGCAUCAGUCUUCAGGACCUUACCAAGAUCUGUUUAUUGGAUUAUCUCUCACUGCUUUGGCUGGGGACGGCUCAGAUACCUCUGGGGACUCGAUCACAAAACUCAAGCUUCCUUGGUGCUCUAUGUCUAUGGAGCCUUAUUGUGCACAGUGUCUGUUGCUUUUAAAGCAGUGGUAACUGGUGCGGUCACCUCCUUUGUGAAAAAGGCAGCAAAAUCCCAAAGAAGAAAACCUCAUCUAUCUGUGUCUGACCUGCUCACUUACACCAGAGACGUGGCUUUGGUUCUCAUUGGCAAAGGCAGGCAGAACUGGAUGGAUAAUCAUGAUAACGCUAAUAAUUUGUACCUGGAGGAGUUUGAGGAGCUUGUUGAUGAGCUGUUGUUGCGGCUCAAUGUGAUUUCCAACAGCGACACCCUUGAAGAACAAGAAAACCAUAAGAACCAGAGAUGCCUCAGUUUUGAACACGAUUACAGCUCAGAGGUGACCAUUGUGACCCUCAUUAUACUGAACUCUUUAUUUCCAAUACAUUGUUCAUAA